Styela clava is the source of this 1301-nucleotide messenger RNA. RefSeq lists its product as uncharacterized. Lineage: Eukaryota; Metazoa; Chordata; Ascidiacea; Stolidobranchia; Styelidae. The record is from RefSeq and is a predicted model, not a curated record.
GUCGAGUCGCACAAUGUGUGAGACUAUUGCGAUUGAGAUCUAGCUAGUAUCAGUUAGACAUACAAAUUUGAAAGAUUGUAGUUCUUUAUAUUUCCAUAUAUCGGAUCCGGUGACUGGGCUGAAAACAUUUACAAUCGGAAUUUUGUAAAUUCAAAAAAUCAGGUCGAACACAAGAGACAAAGGAACACAAUUUGGCAAAUAGACUUGUUCAGAAACAAAGACAUACAAUAUAAUGGGAAAUACCAGAAGAAAUGUUAUCAUUUCGUUGAUAGCAGUUGUUCUUAUAAUCAGCGGCAUUGUAGUUGCGAUUGUAACAAAUAUGAACACUUUUUCUUUUACUAUCACCACUACAACUCCGACUACAACUCCGACGAAUACUACUGCCGCUUCAACAACUACUGAGACUAUCCAGAUGUUAACAGAAAAAAAGACCACAACUGAUCCAGGUCCGGCUUGUUACUGGAUUGAAAUCGAUAAAUCAAUCAGCAUGAAUUAUGAUGAUGCGGUUGACGCCUGUUUGAAAAAGAAUGGAGUUAUUGGUUCUCCGAAGGAUGAAAAUGCUCUUAACGCAUUUAUGGACUAUGUGAGGCCGGAAAGAGGAUACCGUAGAAGAAUAUGGACAAGUUUACAGAUUGAUCCUGAGACGAAUGUGAUAUCACCUGAGGGUGCAUACACCAAAUGGACAAAAUGGAAACCUGACCUAGGGUCUUCGUUCAUAAUUUAUACCGGAGUUAUGCUGAUGGUACAUGUAGACAAGACAACAGACGAGAACGGGAUGGCAAAUUGGUUUGUCACAUCAAUAGCAUACGGUGUUGUAUGCCAGACUCAUCUAAAUGACAACAAAAGGCCAACCGAUGUUGACUACCUCGAUGGACCAUGUUAAAAUGAUUUUAUUCAGAGAUUAAAACGAUUAUUACGUAUAUGAUUUUUUUCUUAUAUUCGCCAAUCGCAUGAUACUUCUUAUCUGUCAAUUUCUCUUAAAUUGUAGAUGUAUAAACUGGCGUUUCAAUUGUAGAACAAUGCCAAUAUAAUUGACAUAAGUCAUCUGCAAAAGAACUGACAAUAAAAAUCGGUUAGAUUUGCCCAAAUUGCCAAUGUUUUGGAGCAAGCCAAUAAACUCAUUUUAUUUUGGAAAACGAUGCAUGUUGUAUAUCUCAACGAUGUGUUGACAAAAUCAUUAAGUUUGCAUCUUGAACGCCAUAAUAAUUACAUACAUACAAAAUUCAAAAAAAUCGAUACUGACAGUUUCCUUAUGAAAGUGUGACAUACUUUGUAUUCGAAUAAAAUUUCUACUUCAUCUA